CAGGCCAUACCUACCACGAGCAACCCAAGCCAUCCAUGGAGUCCGCUGGCCCCAGCACCCGGGCCACCACCGUCGGAACCCGAUGCAACCCGGCGCAACAAGUAGCCGACCGGAUCAUCCGAGCCCUCCGCCACCGGCUCCGCCUCCUCCACCGGUCGGACGCCAACUUCUUCGUCUUGGGGGCCACCGGCAACGUCUACACCGUCACCCUCGCCUCCACCCCGUCAUGCACCUGCCCGGACCGCACCGUUCCUUGCAAGCACAUCCUCUUCGUCCUCCUCCGCGUUCUCGGUCUGUCCUUCGACGACGCCUGCAUCUGGAGGCGGACGUUGCGCCCAUGCCAGCUAGCCCGCCUCCUGGGCACACCCACAGCCCCCGACGUCCUUGCCGGAUCCCGGGCCCGGGAGAGGUUCCACCAGGUAUUCUCGGGCAACGGCGGCGACGCCGAGCGGCUGGUGGCCUCGGCGAGGGAGGACGACGGCGCCGUGUGCCCCAUUUGUUUGGAGGAGGUGGGGGGAGGCGGGAGGCUGGUUACGUGCGGCACCUGCGGGAACUCCCUGCAUGGAGAGUGCCUUGUGGGGUGGAAGAGGAGCCGAGGAAGGAGGGGAACCAGCUGCGUGGUGUGCCGGGCCCGGUGGACGGAGAGGAGGGAGCAGGAGCGAUACGUCAACCUCGCGGCCUACGUUAGCGAGGAGGUCGACGAAGGUGGCGGCGGAUCGUGCGCAGGCUGAGGGACUCGGGUGCAUGUAGCCUUCACUUCGUAAAGAUGGCGGCAGCCUCUGUAUAUAUUAUUAUUUUUAAACGAAAUCGCUGACUUUUAAUCUUGGAUGUGUAUCUUUUGAUCAUGGGCUAGCUAAACUAGACUGAUACCCAUUAACAAAGGUGUGUUGCCCGCCGAAUUCAAAGCCUCUCAUGAAGCAAUAUAAAUCAAGUCAACUUUGAUGGUAAA
This is a messenger RNA of Phoenix dactylifera (date palm), 949 nucleotides long. RefSeq lists its product as uncharacterized. NCBI's taxonomy places the organism in Eukaryota, Viridiplantae, Streptophyta, Magnoliopsida, Arecales, Arecaceae. The record is from RefSeq and is a predicted model, not a curated record. Gene Ontology annotation, molecular function: zinc ion binding; ubiquitin protein ligase activity.